ACUCAAAAUGUCAUUCCGGAUCAAGCGAAAAAAAGGAGCUUAAUUUGAACUGCUACGAAGCGGUAUCUGUGGAACGUUGGGAGAUUGCCAACGUUCGGAGAGACUGAAACCCUGAAACCUACUUUCCAAAAUUACAAUGAUUCUAGACUGUACUGCCAUGAACAUAGAAAAAGUUUGUCUGUUCGAGAAAGACCGUAUAAAUAGUUUCCAGAAAUGGCCCUAUACGGAAUCCAGUCCCUGCAGCAUCCAGAAGAUGGCCGAAGCGGGGUUUCGCUGGCAAGGAUACGAUUGCGAAGAAGACACCGCUGCGUGUUUUGUCUGUGGGAAAAUCCUCGAUGGAUGGGAGGAAACCGAUAACCCCUGGGAAGAGCAUAAAAAGCAUGCUCCACAAUGUUUAUUUGUGAAGUACGGACGGUCGGAGGCGGAAUUAACGGUUGAAGAAAUGAUCUCUCUGCUGGAAGUUAUCCUGAAAGAACGAAUCAAGAACAAAUACAAUGCCUUGAAGGAGGACCUUAAGGUGGUAAUUGAGAAGAAGCGGAAGGAAAUGACAAAGCAUUUAACGAAGAAUUAAGUUUUGUGUAACAAUUUGUUCCAGAAUAUAAAAAAAUAAAUGGAAUGUUGUUUUGUUCCCGGGCUCGCGAGUCUACUAUUACCCUACAUGGACCUUUUGCCUGGCGAGCAACUGCUUCGAAUAUUAUGUUUAGAUAUCAAUUAUCGAUCUUAAGCGUAUAGGAAAUACUCGUAAAUUUAAUUUGAAUGUGAAAUUUUAUGCUGUAGAUGAUAGGUAAAUGAACCGGUCAAAUGAUAAAUAAAAUAAAGCAGAAGUCGAAUAAUAUUUUUAAUUAAAA
This is a messenger RNA of Toxorhynchites rutilus septentrionalis, 848 nucleotides long. RefSeq names its product baculoviral IAP repeat-containing protein 5 (gene Det). Bases 137 to 571 code for a protein of 144 amino acids. The transcript is spliced from 3 exons. Lineage: Eukaryota; Metazoa; Arthropoda; Insecta; Diptera; Culicidae. The record is from RefSeq and is a predicted model, not a curated record.